AUGGAGGCACGACAAGGUCCUCACGGAAAUCGCCAAAUGGGUGGAACAGCAGCGAGUCAAAGCCAACAACAAGCAACUGCCAAAGCCAUAACUUUUGUGAGGAAAGGAGACAAGGCCAAGACCAACACGGUGGCCAAGAACCCACCCUCUACCUUGCAACGAGCCUCCGACUUGGAGUUGAGAGUGGACCUGAAGAGGAAGCUUGUCUUCCCACAGGACAUGGCAGUGACCUCCCUCCGACCAGAUAUGGUCCUGCUAUCCAGGAGAAUGAAAACCAUCAUAGUUGCUGAGCUCACGGUGCCCUGGGAAGAGAGGCUAGCCACGUCCCACCAUCUGAAAAAAGCCAAAUACCAAGACCUGGUCGACGAAGCUGUUUUAAAGGGGUGGCAUGCAACCAGCUACCCCAUUGAAGUUGACUGCCGCGGGUUCCCAGCAAAAUCGGUGCGCUACUUCCUCCAGAGGGUGGGCCUGGAGCCCAAACAGCUGAAGAAAGCCACCAGGGACAUAGCUCCAGCAGCCGAGUCCAGCUCAAGAUGGCUGUGGGUGAAGAGAGCCCACAGUUGGAACCCUUCUGCAGAGGUGCACGGGACCGAGAAUCCGCUCACCAAAAGACCUGCCAUAGAUGCUUGGUUUUGGCAUGAGUCGGCCAGGAAACAACACCAGAACGAGCGCAACGCUAAGAUGAAGAUAAAUCAACCCGAGGUUUUACGGAUCCCGAAAGCGCCUCAGAGCGCCUGUCAGCAGGAGCUGGACGAAGUCUUAGAGGAGAUCUCCAAAAUGACCUCAGAGGAUAACAGAGGCCCGCUGGAGAACCUGUACGAGCUCAAAUUUCCAAACUGUGACAAACAUGGACUGUACAACCUCAAACAGUGCAACAUGUCCACCCAUGGCCAGCGGGGCGAGUGCUGGUGUGUUAACCCCUUGACCGGGGUCCAGAUUCCAGCAACGCCCAAAGUCAGAGGGGACCCCAACUGUAACCAGUUUCACGAGGAGCUCAGGGUGAUGCCCACCACAGCAACGUCAGAAUAACACAGUCCAGCACAUGUGACAGGAUUGUGUUUCCCUCCAAACUCUGGGGAGGCUUUUCCCCUUUAUAUGUUUAUUCUCGCAACAUGAAAAUAAGUCAGCGUUUUGUAAAGCAUCAUCUCUUUUGAAUUUGCAUGACUGUUAAGGUUAAAGCACAAACUAAAGUAACAAAAGAAAGAUGUGGGCAUUAUUCACUUUUUCUUAGCUGUC
Molecule: messenger RNA, 1236 nt
Organism: Labrus bergylta (ballan wrasse)
Lineage: Eukaryota; Metazoa; Chordata; Actinopteri; Labriformes; Labridae
Source: RefSeq, a predicted model, not a curated record